UUUAUUGAACAUUUUAAUAGAAAGCAAAAUAGAUAAAUCCAUUUUAUUUUAUUUUUCCAAACCGGAAGUAGUCUCUGGUGACGUAAUGUAAACAUGGGGGUGGAGCUUUAAGACGGAGAAGAGUAGCGUUCUGCCGGAUGUCCACGAAGUUGAACUUUCAUUAAAAAACAUAAUUAUAAUCCGAUUCUUUACCAACAGAAACGAUUAAAUUAUUUGUAUCCGACGGCGCUUACGCUCAGGGAAUCGUCAAACAUGACCGACGGUAGGUGGGCUGCCUACGAAAGCGGAAGAAGUUCCUGCUAGCAGCAGCACUAGCAGCUAGCUUCGCCGCUAUGCCCGGAAUUUCUCGAGAUUACGCUUCGUGAACGAGAACUCCCCGCAGGCAGCUCGCGCGAGCUGACAGGAGCCCCUGACGGGACUAAAGAGGCUUUUCUGAACCCUCACCCUGGAUGAAACGGCGCACUUUGAAACUUACGCCUUAAAUAAAAUAGGAAGCGACGCGAACAGUCUUAUUGGGAGGGACUCCGGCGAAGAAGGAGAGUCACGUCUGUCAGAAUCUUCCCUUUAAUGGCUGCAGAGAUGCGGACUGACAGCAGGAAACGGCAGCGGAGCUGUGACAGUGAGGACGACCAGCAGCAGGCCAAGAGGUCAGGGAGCGGCCCCAGCCUGCUUCUGUCAGACCUGGACUCUGAGUCCUCCAGCAGCGACAGCAUCCACAGCAACUGCACCAGCCCGAAGCCCGAGGACUGUGCCAGCUCCUUACACCACGGUCUCCAUGGCGACGGGAGAAGUGUCCCUUACUACUACAUCAACAGAGUCCUGAGGGAGGCGCACUUCAGCAGUCUACAGACCAGAGGGCGCCCCGGCUCGACAUGACCGCCGCCGUCACGUCCAGGGAGCGCCGCUUCACCGUAUCCCAUUCGUUAAGCACAUCCGCCUUUUCAUGGCCCGACCACUGUGGUUUUUCUGUGCAGUAUUAAUGUGUAAACGCUCUGUGCACUUUACCAAGAGGAAUCGUUCUCUUUACAUGGACGCGUUCACGGGUGCUAUCGACAAGUGCUUGCGAACAAGAAAAGCACUUUGACUAAUAAUUCCUUCUCCGCCGGAGAAGUCCGAUGCAUGUUUGUGUCAGGAUCUGCCCCCCGCCCCAAAAAAAAUCAGCCGGAAACCUUCACUUUAACCAAAGUUAGAUCAUUUCUGACACAGAAAUGUUAUUAACAGAGCACAGCUUGUAAACUGCAAGAAUCUAAAUUUAGACACGACUGGUUAUUUAUAGAGCUGGAAGAAUAUGGAGCUUAAUUUGGGCCAAUAUCAUUUGAAACCCAAAUAAAACAAUGUGUUUGGCCAAAAGAAAUGUCCAAAACUUUUUGCUAUUCUAAACCCAACUUAAUUAUUUUCAGCUUCAAAUGUUCAAAUGUUUAGGUUUCAAAAUUUUA
This is a messenger RNA of Oryzias melastigma (Indian medaka), 1436 nucleotides long. RefSeq names its product protein FAM104A-like. The transcript is spliced from 3 exons. The coding region runs from base 568 to 876 and encodes 102 amino acids. The record is from RefSeq and is a predicted model, not a curated record. NCBI's taxonomy places the organism in Eukaryota, Metazoa, Chordata, Actinopteri, Beloniformes, Adrianichthyidae.